Molecule: messenger RNA, 2804 nt
Organism: Coturnix japonica (Japanese quail)
Lineage: Eukaryota; Metazoa; Chordata; Aves; Galliformes; Phasianidae
Gene: SCRN1
Product: secernin 1
Biological process (GO): proteolysis
Molecular function (GO): dipeptidase activity; cysteine-type exopeptidase activity
Source: RefSeq, a predicted model, not a curated record
CCCAGUCUGGAGGUCACACGAAGAUCGAGGACGUGUGGGCCGCUCUGUGCCCAAACGCGGCCACCUCUUCCCAGCAUUGUGGGGCCGCACAACCACCGCGUCCUCCGCAGCGCCGCAGCGGCCGGGACUCGCGGCGCGGAGCGGUUCGGGAGGCGGCUGCGCACGCAGGGAAGGGGGGAGACCGGCAGGGGCCGCCGCCAGCGCCGGGCUGAGGGCAGAGCAGCGCAGCUCCAGGAUGACCGAAGCUCCUCCAAGUUACUGCUUUGUAGCCUUUCCCCCAUGUUCCAGAGAUGGGCUGGUGGUGUUUGGAAAGAACUCAGCACGGCCUAGGGAUGAAGUUCAGGAGGUUGUCUACUUUGCUGCUGCAAAUCACGAUCCAGGAAGUAAAGUUGAGUGCACAUAUAUUGAGAUUGAGCAGGUGCCAAAGACUCAUGCUGUCGUGCUGAGCAGGCCUUCCUGGCUUUGGGGAGCAGAAAUGGGAGCCAAUGAGCAUGGAGUAUGUAUAGCUAAUGAAGCUGUCGUGACCAGAGAACCAGCUUCUGAAUCUGAAGCAUUGCUUGGAAUGGAUCUUGUCAGACUCGGUUUAGAAAGAGGUUCUACAGCCAAAGAGGCAUUGGAUGUAAUAGUUGCUUUGUUGGAAGAGCAUGGGCAAGGAGGAAAUUACUAUGAAGAUGCAAGUUCAUGCCAUGCUUUCCAAAGUGCAUUUUUGAUUGUGGACAGAAAGGAAGCGUGGGUGCUGGAGACAUCAGGAAAACAUUGGGCAGCUGAGAAAAUCACAGAGGGGGUGAAAUGCAUUUGCAAUCAGCUUUCACUAACUACAAAAAUUGAUGCUGAGCAUCCUGAACUAAGGGAUUAUGUGAGAACUCAAGGCUGGUGGAGUGGAGACACAGACUUCAAUUUUUCUGAAGUGUUUUCUCUUGCUGAUGACCAUUUAGCCUGUUGUUCUGGAAGGGAGAGCUUGGAAAAGCAAAGUGGUGAUGUUUCUGCACGAACUAUGAUCGAUGUCCUGCGUGACAAGGAUAGUGGUGUCUGUGUGGACUCUGAAUCUUUCCUUACUACAUCUAGCAUAGUGUCUGUUCUGCCUCAGGACUCUAGUUUUCCCUGUGUUCAUUACUUCACUGGCACGCCAGACCCUUCAAGGUCUGUGUUUAAGCCUUUUAUUUUUGUUGAUGAUGUAAAACUAGUACCAAAAGUACAGUCCCCUUCUUUUGGAGAUGAUGAUCCUGCUAAAAAGAUACCUCGAUUCCAGGAGAAACCUGAUCGCAGGCAUGAAUUGUACAAGGCACAUGAAUGGGCCCAGUCUCUCCUUGAGAGUGAUCAGGAGAAGGGCCAGAAACUGAUGAGCAUUAUGUUAGACCUUGAAAAGCAAGGCUUGGAAGCAAUGGAAGAUAUCCUUACUCGUACAGAGAUUCUGGAUCCUGCUGAAGUAGUAGAUCUUUUCUAUGACUGUGUUGACACAGAACUAAAGUUCUUCAAAUGAACUACAGUGGCUACUGUUAGCCUUUUCACAGGAAGACUGCAAAGUCCUUCAAGCCUUGAGAGAAAGUCUUCACACUUAAGAAUUUGCAGGAAAGACAUUUCUAGAGGGGAGAAAAAAAAUGUUACUCACUAGCUAUAUCUGGUUAACAAAUUGCUUUCCUUUGUCCAAUCUUGUGGUGUUCCUGUUUGUGUAUGUAUAUAGUGAAAGGAGAAAAUCACUGACUGGUCCGAUUACUGUGUGCAUGCUGGCUAAUUUAGUACAGAAUGUUUUAAAAUGUAUGCUGGGCAACAAAUUAAAGCAAAGAUUAACUUCAUCAGGAUAACUACCAUAUUGUCAUUGAAAGCAAUCGGUUUUGGCUUUUAUUUUUCCUCUGCAGCUCAGGUCUAGGCUUGCAGCAAAGCUGUCUUGCAUUUUUGUCUUUUUGCUAAUUCGUACCAAGAAUAAUAGAUGUGAAAUCCCAGUUUUGAGGGGGCAGGAAGGUAAGUCCUGUUUCUUGACCUUGUUGUACCGGUCUCAUUUUAGCAGAUCUGGUUACAGUGACUCAGCAUCUCACAUGAUUAUGCCUGCGCAAAUAACCAGAAUUAGGUCCUCCAGGAUAAGUUUUGUCUUCAUCUGCUACCUUGUUGUUUGUAAUGCACCUGGCUAAUACCAUAGUACUGAGGUGCAGUCAGGCUGAAUGCCGAAGACAUCUGAAUAUACCCUGUUGACUCUUGAGAAACUUAAUAAAACAAUGUACUUGUAUACAAGCUAUAAACUUGGAAUAUUUUGAGGGAAUCGAUGCUGGACAUUCACAAUAACUAUUUUUCCUCUGGGACUUUGUAAUGCUGAACAGUUACUGGUGAUGUCAGUGAUGAGUGUACGUGGCUGAUGAAGCCAUUAAGUACCAGUGAGUUACUGGUGGGUGUGGUUAAGCUUAGAAAUGGUUGUUACGCUUCUUUAUAUGACAGCCCUCCUUUUUGGGUGUUUUCUUUUGGAAGUCAGAUGGGAGGAAAACUUUUAAGAAUUAAACCAGUAAAAGCUGCUUCCCGUGUCCUAUUAAGACAGCUGUUUUGACAGGAGGGAUAGACAAGAAGACAUCUUCAAUAUGUGGACAUUAGCAUUUGGAGAUACAAACUGUGUUCAGGGAAGAGAUAGUGAUGAAUCACAGACUUUUGUACUGAGAAAAUGAAAGCUACUUAGAAGGCAGCAACCCCUCAGACUAAAAUUAGGGAAGUUGCAAUAUUGGCACACUGGCUUCUCAGAUUUUUAAUUUUUUUAAUGAAUUUGUUCAAUCGAUCUCGUCACCUUGAUAUUACAUUAUACAACAAAUGAGAAUUGGGGGAAA